Molecule: messenger RNA, 1765 nt
Organism: Styela clava
Lineage: Eukaryota; Metazoa; Chordata; Ascidiacea; Stolidobranchia; Styelidae
Source: RefSeq, a predicted model, not a curated record
GGCCUUCAAUUCGAAGAUCAGCAUUUGUCUCAAGGUGGCGCCCCGGAACACAUCGCAACUAGUCAACGAUUACCUGUAAAAUGAUUCCUAUCCUGCGUGUUAUCCCUACUAUUUUGCCGAAAAUAUGUAUGCAGAUGAAUACAUGGAUUCAGAAUGCAGCCCAAACUUGAACACUGGAAAUAAAAUGCCACCCUAUGCGCACGAGGACGCCAAGAAACCCGACUAUGGUGCAAGCCCCUCAAACAAGAAGCAUACAAAAAGCUCAGAUGAAGUUGCAGAUUUGGAACCUAAAUUCCGAUCACCCUGGGAACUUGUGCAGAACAAAAAGACAAUGCCUGAAAUGAAGUCUAUCGUCGCUAAAGAUAUGUCACUGCAUCAACCGUCUGAUGAAAAGAAACCGUCACCUGCCGGAAAUAAAGACUUGAAAUCCCCUUGGCAACCCGUGUGGAAAUACAAUUUCCCACAUCUUCUGAUGGAAGAUACGCAACUAGAUCGCAUCAUAGAGCUACCGAAGACAAAGCAUGGAGGAAAAACAUUCCAAGUCAUUCCAAGGCGACGAAGGUCGGAAUCACCUUCGCCAGGAGGCAAGAGGUCUGUCGGAAACAAUCGGCUAGGAACUCCAUUUGUUGACAAACCGGUAACUCGGUCUGAACCUGAUGGAAAUUCUUCUCCAAAAUGUGAAUCAAUAUGGAACAAAAGUCGACAAAGCAAAACUUUUUUGAAGGAUAAUGUUACGAAGCAGAUUGCUAGAAGGCAAGAAAACGGACACACGUUUUUGCAAUUAGAUAACAAUGGUUCAUUAGAAUCUCCUUCUCCAAAGGUACUUUCUUAUAGCCGACAUUUCACGCCGUCCCCAGUACACCAACACUCGCAAAAUGAAAGUGACACAAAGAAGGAAGAAUCGGAUUUUUAUGCGAACCAAUACAGGCCUUAUCAUGAAAGACCCAUUUCCACUGCCUCAGACAAAUCACAUGAUCAAGAGGAAAUAUCUGAGAGGACAACAAGGCCUAAUCAUAGUUUGAAAUCAGAGAAUUCAUACAGAAAACUGAGCAAAGCGGUCAAUUUUGCUCCGAGCACCUUUCCUCGAAUGCCCCCACCAUCUUAUAGAGAAUCUGAAAUGACGGACGGAGUUGAAGAUUUUGUCGAGAACAAUGGUAGAUACUUUGACAAUGGAGGAUGUUUUUAUCCGAACGAAUUUGGCAUUCGGAACCCACUGGGUAUGAGCAGAGAAAACGCGUUUGUAAAGCGACAAUAAUAGAGCCGAUCUAGAUGACCUGAAUUAAGUAAAACGAAGCUUGUAGACAUGUGGCUGAUUUCUUUUAUUUGUUAUAAAUUUGACAAUAUUGUUAUUUUAUAAACACUAUAAAUUGUAUAUAUUACUAGCUUUUUUACAUGUCAUUUCUGCAGUUCCGGCAAAAUUCCACUUUUCAACCAUGUCGUUUCGAUCAUAAUGUAUGAAUUAAAUUGUCUCUGCUCUUUAGAAUGAACGAUAUGCUAUAUACAGUAAUGGGUGUCUCCAAAAUGUCGUGCCCCAAUGUACACGUGUCCAGGAGAAGUGGGACACGUGGUACACGACAUUUUGGAGUCACCGUACAGGUAUGAUAUACCGGGACGUAAUAAUGUUUUUCGCAGCGAACUAUUGUCUUGUGGUUUGUUGGUACCGAACGUGGUUUAUCAUCAUUUAAACUGGAUAACUUGCUUUUCAUAUAUCUCCUUGUAAAAUUAUUGUGCGUAAUGGCGUCUUCAAUAAAACAUCUAUAUUUUC